AUGAGAAGUAUCUAAUAAGCAAAUUAAGGACAAGCACCAAUAGGAAUUAAAGUAUGAUUAUUAUUUAAAUUGCUUAGUAAAUUGAUACUCAGAUAUAAAAAGUAAAAUCAGAAUUGAAAGUUGAACAAUCAUAAGCAUUGGAGCGAACAAUGAGAGAGGCAAAAAUUAAUAAAGAUACCAACUAAGUUUUAAGUUAAAGAGUUGAAAAAUUGUAGGAGGAAAAAGAGAAAUAUAAAAAAUAUGCUGAUGAAAUUUUAAAGAAAACAGAGGGACCAGGAAUCCAUAGAUCUUCAAUUCACAGCAGUAAAUCUUAAAAAAUUGAUAAUGACAAAUUAAGUCAAGAUUAGAUCAAACAACGAGAUGUACUUGCUUUAGAACUUGAAAUGAAUUAAAAAGAGAAGUAAUAUUAGGCUGAUAUUGAAAAUCUGAAAAUGGAAAAUAAAUAAUUAACAAAUGAUCUCAAAUAAGCUUGGAAUGAAAUUGAUCAAAAAGAUAAAUAAUUAGAACAACUUUAAGCUUAAAAUUCUCUUUUAUUAAAUGAUAAAUUAGAUCUUUAGAAAAAAUUGAUGGAGGAAAAGUCAAUCCAGAAAAAAUAGUAAUCACCCUAAAAAAUAAUAGAACCAUAAAACAAUUUAAAUAAUGAAAAGUAUAAAGCUUAUAUUAUUUAGCUUUGCUCUAAUUGAAAACUUAAAAAAGUAAAUUAAUGAAUUGUAAGAAGAAAUAAGUGAAUAUGAUGAAACAAUUAAUUCUCAUCAACAAGAAAUAUCUGAGUGGAAAAAUAAGUAUUCCUAACUCUAAAAGAAUAAAGAUGAAGUUGAUAAUUAUUAUGCAAGUAACUAAUAAAAUAAAUAACCUUAGUUGCUUAUAAUAAAAUUGAGAAUCUUUUAGAAUUAAAAGAAGAAAUGGAAAAUUAAAGAAAGGAAGAUUAAAAUAAAAUAAAUGAAUUAGAAGCAAGCAUAAUAGUUUUAAGGAACAAUUUCAAUGAACUUGAUAUUGAAAAUAAAAGACUUCAAGAUUAAAUUGAUACUAUUUAAAAAAGCAAUUAAGAUUUGAGAGCUGAAAAUAUAAAAUUAUUUGAAUAAUUGGCUUCAAAGCCAUUAGAAGUAAACUUAAAUCUAUAAAAUGAUUUGAUUGAAUUAUGUAAUGCUCCUAACAAUGGAUAAGAUGAAUUCAACUCAUAAUUCAAUAAAUUAAGUGAAGAUUUUUCUAAUUUGAAAGCUAAAUACACCGAAGUUUUGGAAUAAAAGGAAACUUUGGAUGAUGAAAAUAAUAAAAAAGCCAAAGAAAAUUCACUUUUAAAUGAAACUAUUAAAAAAUUAGAAAAUAAAAUUAAAUCUUAAGAUGCUGAUAUUUAAGAUUGGAUGAAUAAAUAUAAUUCAAAAAACAUUGAACUCAAUUCCAUUUUAGAAUUAGAAAAUAGUGAUAAAAAGAAAAUUGAAGAAUUAGAAUUACAUAUUAAGGAUUAGGAAAUUAAAAUUAAUGAUUUAGAAAUAGCUUUAAAAUAUUCACAAAAAGACUCAACACCAAGAUCUAAAGAUAAUACAUAGAAAUUAAGAGAAUUAGAGGAUAAAUUAAAGCAAGCCAAUGUAUAAAUUAAUGAUUUGAAAAAAGAAAAUCAAUCUCUAUUAGAAUAAUAAAAUAAUUAGGAAAAUGAAAACUUAAAAUAAAUCGUAUAGGAAUUAGAGGACAAAAAUAAUAUAUUGACACUAGAGAAUAAUAAAUUAUUAUCAUAGUUAUAAGAUGCAGAGAAAAAGACAUAAGAUUAAGAGUAAAUAAUCAAAUAGUAAAAACAUUAAUCAGAAUAAUUAUCAUAAUAAUUAUUAUUAUUAUAAUAACAAUAACAAUAAUCACAAUAACAAUAAUAACAAUAACAAUAAUAACAAUAAAAUUCAACACCAAAAAUAAAUCAAAAUGAAAUUAAUUAAGAAUAAGAGGCUUUAAUUAAAGGAUUAAAUUAAGAUAAUGUUUCAUUACUAGCAAAAAAUUCUUAAUUAAUUUAAGAGUUGCAUUAAAUAAAGAAUCAGAAUAGUAAGAAUAUAAGAAGUAAAUUUAUUUUAGUAGGAAAAUUGUUGUAAUUAGAAAAAUAAACAUCAGAUCAGGAAGAAAAACUUAAAAAGCAAAAAGCUAUUAUUAAUGAAUUAUUAGAAAAUUAAAAAAAUGAAAAAUAAAAUUCGACUGAUCCAAUUCCUUAAAUAAAUGAGCAAUUACAUAAAGAACCAGAUGAAAAUGAAUUAGAAAAUCAAUAAAAUAUUAAGGAGGAUUUAGUGAAAUAAAAAUAACAAAAUUAAAAAUUAUUAGGCAAAAUUUUCAGAAUAUUGACCUAACAAAAAUAAAAAGAUUCAAUAAUUUAAGAAUUAGAAAAAAAAAUUGAGAAAUAAAAGGCAAUAAAUUAAGAAUUAAUCGAAAAUUAAAAGAAUUAAGAAUAAAAAAUUAAUGAAGAAGAAAAAGAACAAAAAGAAGAUGAAAAACCUAUAAAUGAAUAGCCUUAAAUAUAGGAUAAUUAAUAAGAAUUGAACAAUGAAGUUUAAAAGUUUAAGAAUAAAAACUAAAAAUUAUUAUCAAAAAUUUUUAGAAUCAUGACAUAAUUAAAAACUAAAGAAAAUGAAUUAUAAAAUUUAAAUGAAAGGCUUAAAAAAUAACAGGCUAUAAUUGAAGCUAUUUCUACUGAGCCUAUUUAGGAAGAAGUUCAAUAACCUGAAUAAGAAUAAGUAAUAGUAGAGAACUACAAUAAUGAUAAAUAAAUAGCUAUUGAUGUUGAAGAAAAAAAUGUUGACUAUGAUUAAAUAAAAAUAAAAAAUUAAAAUUAAAGACUAUAAGGAAAAUUAUUUAGAUCUAUGUUUUUAAUCAAUAAAAAAAAUAAUUAAAUAGAGGAAUUAAUUCAGAGAAUUCAGAAGCAAAAAGCAUAAAUAUUGGAAUUAAAUGAUUAGAUACACACUAAUAAUAUAAAUAAAGAUGAAAAAAUUGAAAAAGAUUGUGAGUAGACUUUUAAUUUAUAAAAUCAUUAAUCAGAACCUCAAUAAGAUAUUAAUUAAAAUGAAAUUGAAAAGUAGAAUGAAGUCUUAAGAAAUCAAAAAAUUAAUAAGAUGGCUGCUAAAUUAUUUAUGAUCAUGAGUAAAUAUAAUAAAUAAAAUAAAUUGAUUGAAAAUUUAAAUGAAAGACUAUCAAAGUAUAAAGCUAUAAUUGAAACAUAUAGUCAAGAUUAUCAAUAACCUUAAGAUGAAAAUAUUAAUCCUGUUGAUGUAGAAUUUGAAGAUGUUAAACCUGCAGCAGAAUAAUAAAGGGAAUUUUAAAAUUUUAAUGAGUAAGAAAAUGUUAGACUUAAGAACUAAAAUAACAAAUUAUUAGUCAAAUUAUUCAGAGUUAAGAGUGGAUUGAACAAAAAAAAUAAUUAAAUUUUAAUGCUUGAAUAACGAUUAGCCAAAUCUAAAGCUAUUAUAGAUGAAUUAACAUAAGAAUAAGCUCCCAAUAUAGAUGUUUAAGAAUAAUCCAAAAUUCCAAACAAAGAUAAUGAAAAUAUAUCAUCAAAUUGUGAACCAAAAGAAUAAUAUAUAAAUCAUCAAAAUGAAGCUUAGCUUUAGAAAUAAAAAUAUAAUAAAUUGCUUGCAAAGUUAUUCAAAAUUUUGAGUCAAUAAAAGAAGAAAGAUAAUGAAUUAAUUUAAUUGAAUGAAAGAAUAAGUAAAUUAAAAGCUGUUAAUGAUGAAUUAAUGUUAGAAAAAACUUCUGAUUCUUAAAUAAAGUUUGAACCUGAGUUAUAACAUUAGGAAAUUAGCCUCCAAGCUGUUUCUGAAAUGGAUCCAGAAAAAUAAUUAGAGAUAUUCAAUAGUAAUGAUAUCCUAAAGAUUAAGAACUAAAAUACUAAAGCUUUAUCUAAAUUAUUUAGGGCAUUAUUUUUGUUAUAAAAAUAAAUCAAAGAAAAUAAAUAACUAAAUGAGAGAUUAGUGAAAUAAAAUGCAAUAAUCGAUGAAUUUUCAAAAAUUGAAAAUAGCUCUCAUUAAUUAAAAUAAAAAAACUGCAAACUUUUAGCCAAACUAUUUAUUCUUACAAGCAAUUUAAAUAUGUCAAAUAAGGCAAAUGAAGAUUUAUAAAGAAAAUUAUAACAAAAAAAUGCUUAAUUACAAUAAUUAGUUGAAAACUUGUAAGAAGAUGAAAAAAAUUCUAAGCAAGAUUUGUUGCAACAAUAAACAGAGCCAUAAGAGGAACAAUAAAACGAAAAUGAAAUUCAUUAAAAAAAAUUAGAAAUUCAAAGAUUAGAGAUUUAAAAUAAGAAAUAUCUUGCCAAAAUAUUUAAAUUACUUUGUCAAAUGUUUUAGAAGGAUAGAGAGAAUGAUUAAUUAUUAAAAAGAUUAUCAAAGCAAAAAGCAAUAGUGUAAGAUCUUAUAGAUAAUUAAAAUUAUUAUGAAUAAACUGAAAUGGGAGUUGAAAAUAUUGAAACUUAGUAAGGUGAAAUUGACACCAUUAAUUAAAAAAAUUUAUAGAAAUUGUAAUAAACAAAUACAAAAUUAUUGGCAAAAUAAUUCAAACUUUUUUUCACUAUUAAAAAAUUGUAAAAUUAAUAUGAAAAUUCUUAAUAGAGAUUGUAAAAAUAAAAAGAAAUAAACCUUUAAAAUUAAAUGAAGAUUGAAGAACAAGAAACUAAUUUAGAAUAGCUUAAAUUAUCAAAUUAAGUUUUAAAGGAUUAAAUAUAGUAAUAAGAAUUAUUUAAUCCUUGUAGUAAUUCAAGUGAAAAAUAAGGUAUUGAAACUAAUUAAGGAGAUUACUAUAAAUUAAAAUAUAAUAAUCUAUUAGAAGAACACCUACAUUUAUUAAAUGUUGGAGAUUUAAUUAAUGAAUAAGAAAAACAAUUAAGAAAAGAAUUCUAAUAAUAACUAGAUGAAGAAAGACUAAAAGCCAAAGAUUUAUUUAACAAUUUAUUAAAUGAACAUUUGAAAUUACAAGAUCAAUGUGACAAAGCAAUAGAUGCUUUGAAUUCAGCAAAUUAAAAUUAAGAAAAUUAAGUUGAUAAAAGUUAACUUGAAACAAUCAAAAACAAAUUCAAUUCAUUAUUAUCUGAACAUUUAGCCUUAGAAGAACUUAAUGAUGGAUUAAAUAAAAAGUAGGAUGAUAUCAAGAGAGAACAUGAAAAAUAAUUAGAUGAAGAAAUUUAAAAAUAAAAAGAAAAAUAUAACAAAUUAUUAAACAAAUAUCUACUCUUAGAAAUGGAAAAGGAUGGUAUUUUAUAAGAGCAAAGUCCUAAAUUAGAAAAUUAAUUAGAUUUAGAAAAAGAUGAUGAUGUAAUUGAGAAAAAGUAAGAUAAUUCUAAUGUAGACUAAAAUAUAGAGAAAGAAAACGAAUAAGAAAAAUAAUCAAAUAAUAAUUCUUAAAAUGAAGAAUAAAUUCAUGGUCUUUUACAAUAAGUAAAUUAUUUAGAAAAUGAAAAUUCAUAAUUGAAACAUGAAAUUGAUCAUUUGAAAUCCAUAUUAGAUAAGUCAUUAAAACAAGAAUAAUAGAAUGUAGAAUAAACAUAACCUAAUAUAGAACCUUAAAAUUCAGAGCCCUAAAAAAUAGACACUAAUUCUGAAGAUUAUUAUAAAAAUAAAUUUAAUAAUCUAUUAGAAGAACACCUACAUUUAUUAAAUGUGGGAGAUUUAAUUAAUGAAUAAGAAAAACAAUUAAGAAAAGAAUUCUAAUAAUAACUAGAUGAAGAAAGACUAAAAGCCAAAGAUUUAUUUAACAAUUUAUUAAAUGAACAUUUGAAAUUACAAGAUCAAUGUGACAAAGCAAUAGAUGCUUUGAAUUCAGCAAAUUAAAAUUAAGAAAAUUAAGUUGAUAAAAGUUAACUUGAAACAAUCAAAAACAAAUUCAAUUCAUUAUUAUCUGAACAUUUAGCCUUAGAAGAACUUAAUGAUGGAUUAAAUAAAAAGUAGGAGGAUAUCAAGAAAGAACAUGAAAAACAAUUAGAUGAAGAAAUUUAAAAAUAAAAAGAAAAAUAUAACAAAUUAUUAAACAAAUAUCUACUCUUAGAAAUGGAAAAGGAUGGUAUUUUAUAAGAGCAAAGUCCUAAAUUAGAAAAUUAAUUAGAUUUAGAAAAAGAUGAUGAUGUAAUUGAGAAAAAGUAAGAUAAUUCUAAUGUAGACUAAAAUAUAGAGAAAGAAAACGAAUAAGAAAAAUAAUCAAAUAAUAAUUCUUAAAAUGAAGAAUAAAUUCAUGGUCUUUUACAAUAAGUAAAUUAUUUAGAAAAUGAAAAUUCAUAAUUGAAACAUGAAAUUGAUCAUUUGAAAUCCAUAUUAGAUAAGUCAUUAAAACAAGAAUAAUAGAAUGUAGAAUAAACAUAACCUAAUAUAGAACCUUAAAAUUCAGAGCCCUAAAAAAUAGACACUAAUUCUGAAGAUUAUUAUAAAAAUAAAUUUAAUAAUCUAUUAGAAGAACACCUACAUUUAUUAAAUGUGGGAGAUUUAAUUAAUGAAUAAGAAAAACAAUUAAGAAAAGAAUUCUAAUAAUAACUAGAUGAAGAAAGACUAAAAGCCAAAGAUUUAUUUAACAAUUUAUUAAAUGAACAUUUGAAAUUACAAGAUCAAUGUGACAAAGCAAUAGAUGCUUUGAAUUCAGCAAAUUAAAAUUAAGAAAAUUAAGUUGAUAAAAGUUAACUUGAAACAAUCAAAAACAAAUUCAAUUCAUUAUUAUCUGAACAUUUAGCCUUAGAAGAACUUAAUGAUGGAUUAAAUAAAAAGUAGGAGGAUAUCAAGAAAGAACAUGAAAAACAAUUAGAUGAAGAAAUUUAAAAAUAAAAAGAAAAAUAUAACAAAUUAUUAAACAAAUAUCUACUCUUAGAAAUGGAAAAGGAUGGUAUUUUAUAAGAGCAAAGUCCUAAAUUAGAAAAUUAAUUAGAUUUAGAAAAAGAUGAUGAUGUAAUUGAGAAAAAGUAACAAUAAGUGCCUAACAUUAAUCAAGAUGAUUAAUAAAUCAACCUUUAUGGAGGUUAAGGUGAUGAUCAUCCACACCACUAAGAAGAAAUUUAAAAUUAUAAAUAAUAAUUAUCUGAACUGCAAUAAUAAAUAUUACAAUUAAAUGAAGAAAAGGAUUAGCUUCAAAAAUAAAAUACAUAUAUAUCUGAGCAAUUAAAUUAGAUUUAGCAUUAAUCCAUUUUACAAACUUCGGAAAAAACAGAUUAAUUACUUUAAAGUAAAGAUUAACUACAAAAUUAAAUGGAUUAAUAGUCCUCAGAAAGAUUUAAUAAAGAAAAUGAUAUUAUUGAAAAAUAAGGAUUAGAAAUAGCUCAGUAAAGGUAGGAAUUAUUGGCAGCAUAAGAAUAGUUAAGAACCUAAUCACAAUUUAUAACAAAACUUGAGAAAGAUAAGGAAUUUUUAGAAAAUGAAUGUAAUUAAUUAAAAGGAUAAAUCGAUGAUCUUUAAUCGAAGCUAGAUAAUUAGGAGUAAAAGUUUAAUGAAAAAACUAAUCACUUUAUUCAAACUAUGGAAUAAUUAUUGAAAGAAAAUUAAGAUGAUUUUGAAGAAAACAAAUAAUUAGUUCUCUUAAAUCAAGCCACUCAACCUGUUAUAUAAAUUCUCAAAAAACUUUAACAUGAUUAGGAAUUAAAACAAUCUAGAAAAUAGAGUUAGGAACUUUAAUCUAACUAAGAAAAUUUAAAAGAAAUCAUUUAUCUCAAACACUAAGUUCAAACACUGGAAGAUAGUAAGCAGUAAUAUAGUGACGGAAUUAGCGAUCUAAAUAGAAGAUUAAGAGAUUUAUUUAACAAAAAUUCUACCUUAUAAACUUAAAUACAGUAAUUAAACUAAUAAAGGUAUUUAUCUAGUAAUAUUUAGUAAUUAAAUGAACUGA
Messenger RNA from Paramecium primaurelia, 7815 nucleotides. NCBI's taxonomy places the organism in Eukaryota, Ciliophora, Oligohymenophorea, Peniculida, Parameciidae. The record is from the annotation of a GenBank genome assembly.